Messenger RNA from Gossypium raimondii (Peruvian cotton), 1505 nucleotides. Its product is annotated as ribosomal RNA small subunit methyltransferase, chloroplastic. Bases 47 to 1063 code for a protein of 338 amino acids. Gene Ontology annotation, biological process: rRNA methylation. Lineage: Eukaryota; Viridiplantae; Streptophyta; Magnoliopsida; Malvales; Malvaceae. Gene Ontology annotation, cellular component: mitochondrial matrix. Gene Ontology annotation, molecular function: rRNA (adenine-N6,N6-)-dimethyltransferase activity. The record is from RefSeq and is a predicted model, not a curated record. The transcript is spliced from 10 exons.
AGAUAGAAAAUAAUCUUCAUUUUCCAAAUUUCUCGCUAAGGAAGAAAUGACCACUGCGGUUCAGCUCUUCCACUCUCUCCGGUCAAUUGCUUCCCUCCCGACCGCUACAGUCCCGGCGGCCAAAAGCAGCGCUGGCGCACGAAACCAACCAGCAUCGUUGCAUGUAGUGUGCGCUUCGAGGAAGAGCCGAGAUGACGACUACCACGCCACUCUCAAAGCUCUCAACUCCAAAGGUCGCUUCCCACGAAAAUCCCUCGGCCAGCAUUACAUGUUGAAUCCUGAAAUUAACGAGCAACUGGCACGAGCGGCCAAUGUAGAAGAAGGUGACGUGGUGUUAGAAAUCGGACCGGGAACUGGUUCUUUGACCAAUGUCCUCAUAAACUCCGGCGCCACCGUUCUCGCCAUCGAAAAGGAUCCUCAUAUGGUGGAUCUUGUAAGAGAAAGAUUUGAAACCACGGACAAGUUCAAGGUAUUACAAGAGGAUUUUGUCAAAUGUCACAUUCGUUCUCAUAUUUCUCCAAUAUUGGAAAGUAGAAAGGCUUUGAACGUGAGCUUGAUUCGUGCCAAAGUAGUUUCUAACCUACCCUUCAACAUAAGUACGGAUGUAAUUAAACUACUUCUUCCUAUGGGUAAUAUUUUCUCUGAAGUUGUUCUCUUGCUUCAGGAGGAAACAGCUGUGCGGUUGGUGGAAUCGUCUUUGCGGACAUCUGAGUACCGACCCAUCAACGUCUUUGUUAAUUUUUAUUCUGAGCCUGAAUACAACUUUAGAGUCCCAAGAACAAAUUUCUUUCCUCAACCUAAUGUUGAUGCAGCUGUUGUUACAUUUAGGCUGAAACAAGCCCCAGACUAUCCUUCAGUGGCCUCCACGAAAAGCUUUUUCUCCAUGGUGCAUUCUGCAUUCAAUGGAAAACGGAAGAUGUUGAGGAGAUCUCUCCAGCACAUAUGCCCAUCUAAUGAGAUAGAAAGAGCUCUUGGAGAUGCUGGCCUUCCAACGACAUCAAGACCUGAGGAGCUCACCUUAGAUGAUUUUGUGAAGUUGUACAACAUGAUUGCAAAAGUCUAGUCCCACACAGUUCUGAAUUAUUUAGACAUUGCAAAUGGCCCUAAGAACAGCUAGUUUUGGCAAAAGCCAUUUGCCAUCGGCACAAAAUGCAGUCUUGUACACCACAUGGUUCACCUUGAAGAAGAAAAACACAAUCUAACAUGAACUCAUCAAUGGAGGACUGUGCCAUACAAGUCAUUUUGAUAUCCACGGUCUCAUCUCGAAAGCAGUGCCUCCAGCAGAAGGUAUUAUCCAGGGUAAUGAUGGUUAUGACUGCCAUAUCUUCUUUUCAAGUUCUGUUCAAACAGCUCGCCCCAUAUUCAACUCAUAUAGUUCUUUUCAAGUAGAUUCCCCCAGAUUUUACCCGUACACUUUAAUACCCAGUGUACAGAGAAAAUGUGCUUUGGAAGAGGAGCUUGUACUUUUCGCUGCUCUGUAUAUUAUAACAUCAAGUUCGGCGCUA